AUGCAAAUAGUAGCAAAUACCGGGCAUAUGGAGGGUCUACUAGAAGGAUUGGAGAUUGCAGUUAAGCUUCUAUCUAAGACUUCAUGCCAAGGACUUGAUGAAUUUAAGAUAUCAUAUUUUGGCAUGGCUGGAAGCUUUGGAGGAAACGAGACUCAAGCAAAAAACACGAACAAUGAUCAACAGGUUUUCAAGAAGGAAAUUUUCGUCAUCAAACACCAAAUCAACCAUGAACUCAAAAGACACGACGAUGAAGACGACCCCAAUGCGUUAAACCCUAGUUCUACCACUAGCGACACUCAAUCUCAGAGUUCAGGAGGAGCCGGAGUAAUUCCUACGGAUCUCAAAACCCUAAUCGCAGAAGAAGAUACUAUCGUUCUAAGAGGAGCUUCGAUUCCGAUUUGGACACCAGUUUGA
This is a messenger RNA of Lactuca saligna, 414 nucleotides long. The record is from the annotation of a GenBank genome assembly. Lineage: Eukaryota; Viridiplantae; Streptophyta; Magnoliopsida; Asterales; Asteraceae.